Molecule: messenger RNA, 652 nt
Organism: Verticillium dahliae VdLs.17
Lineage: Eukaryota; Fungi; Ascomycota; Sordariomycetes; Glomerellales; Plectosphaerellaceae
Exons: 1
Coding region: 158-652 (164 amino acids)
Source: RefSeq, a predicted model, not a curated record
AAAGAGUCGCACGUUCUACCUGGUUUUCUGGGAGUCUGUAGGGUGGCAAGACCAGCACACCAUUUCCUGAGCAUUCUGUCCAUUCAGCAGCCACAUUUACAAACACAUUUGCUAGCCCCAAGUUCACCCAAGUCAACGUGGCCAAAGGACAGCGAAUAUGGCCGAGAAAGCCCGCUCACCAGCCGAAGAAGAACAACCGAGCCCCACCACCCAUCCACGUCGAAGCAGCAGGCUGCGGCGAGACCGCAAUCCAAGCCAUACACCGAGAUCAAGCUCCACGAACCAGACUACAAACCUUUCUGGGGCCGAGUCUGCAAGCUUGGCAUCCACACAGGCCACCAGUGAGCAGUCGCACCGUCCUCAGCAGGGCUCCGUUUCUGGUCGGCGUCGUCGCGCGUGUGCCGAUUCCGUCGCACGGCCGGGCCAUGCGGUUCCGAUCCACCUUGCCAUGACACCGGCGGCGGACCCACGGGAGCGACGCAAGCCAGCGGUCUAUGUGCCGGCUGUGCCGGAGGAGCAGAUCCCUAGCCACAUUGACUUUGUCAACGACCCGGCGCACAAGUUCUGGACUUGGAGCCGGGAGAAGCAGGGUUGGUUCCACGAAGACCAGGAGGCUGGGAAAGUCAUCUGGGCGCCGACGGAGCUGGAUUAA